Molecule: messenger RNA, 1520 nt
Organism: Stereum hirsutum FP-91666 SS1
Lineage: Eukaryota; Fungi; Basidiomycota; Agaricomycetes; Russulales; Stereaceae
Exons: 10
Coding region: 1-1446 (481 amino acids)
Source: RefSeq, a predicted model, not a curated record
AUGCCUCGGGACCUUGACUUGUUCUACCUAUGUCUUCAAGAGCUCACCAGAUUCAGCAGUCAACAAGUCAAUAAAUUAAAUGAGCUUCAUGAUGUAGCAGCCCGGAAAGGACUCCAGCUUUGGUACUGGUAUUGUCGUGCCGUUCAUACUUCUACCCACGAUCAUUGGAUGCCGGGCGAGUGGGUAGAGGUCUUCCUUUUCAUCGUCAAUCACGUCUCUCAAGCCACCAUUGGUGCCUUUUACGCAUACCUUACACGCUCGGGCUAUAUUCAGAGACCGUCCUCGCCGUCUGCAGGCCUACAAUAUAUGGAGGAGGAAGCCGUUCUAUUUGGCAUUCUGUAUGGCUUCUCCGUCCUCAUGUUCAUGAUGACUCUCUGGAUCCUCACCCGGAAUCGGAGGAAGCAACGACUCAACUACGCCCUGAUCACAGCAGCUUGCUCUCUUCUGGUGUUGACGACAGCUGAGAUGAUCGUAAACAUUGUCCGCAUCUGCGAUGGGUUUCUAAGUGUUGGGCCUGCACUUCCUGGAGGGCCCGUUCAAUAUUUCAACGACAUUUCUCAACGAACGUUCCUUAUCAAAAGUUGCCUCUUCAACACACAGACACUUAUACUCGACGCGGUCGUGAUCUACCGCGCAUAUGUUGUCUGGCAGAACAGUCUUCUCGUCGUGGCUCUUCCUAUUCUUGUAUGCUCCAUCGCCAACAAUAUCGCUCUUGGGACGCUCCCCCAGGACACCGACAAUAUCUUCGCGAAUGCGAAGGCUACUGGCCGAUGGAUUACCGCUGUAUACGCCAUGACCCUGGCGACUAACCUUACCGCCACCAGUUUACUCGCAUUCCGCAUAUGGAGAAUUAAUCGAUCCGUCUCCCAGUACCGCAUGACGGAUCGUCUAUCCCCAAUUCUCCGCGUCGUGAUCGAAUCCGGAGCGAUAUACUCUGUGACUAUCACAGCCGCACUUGUCGCUUUCGUCGUCCACACCCCAGGAGUUUACGUACUCCUCGACCUGAUCUCGCCCAUCAUCGCCAUUGUCUUCAACAUGAUCAUCAUCGGCGUCGGCAUGGCCUCCGACCGCCUCUUUGCCAGCCAGAACACGACGACGCAACAAACCACCACGGCCGACAUCCGUGACUUCGAACGCGCUCAACGCAACGCAGCCGGUGCUUUUCGUCUCGCACGGAUCGCCAAUGGGAGUAUCGACGGACACGAGAUGAAGUCUAUCGCUGUGCAUAUUACGCAGCAUCGCGAGACGGACGUGGCUAGGUAUUCGUAUGGCUUUGAAGGUGAGAGUGCUAGCGGGAGUGGUCGUGGUGGUGUUGGAGGGUAUGGUCGUGAUGCGGAUAUGGAGACAGAGACGGAGAGGACGAAAUGCUCUAUGGAACAUUGUGAAGGCGAUGAUGGUGUCAGGGAUUCCGUCGCUAUUGUCGAACAUCCGGACAUGUCAAACUGAACGAUACGGUCGCUCAUUUAUGCCACUCUUAUGUUCUGUCCGUCUCCCAUCAGGACGAUGUAUGCACGAUACCC